UUAGGUUUAUGGGAGAUUCGAAAUUGGCCAAAGGUGUGAAUCUGAGUGUGAAUCCUUGUUUAUCUCUCUGCGUACUGCAAUUGGCUGGCCAGCAGCCGAGGACAUGGCCACCUUAUUUUGCCUGAAGUCAUCAUCACAUGAAAACCCAGCAGGCUUGAGACAAGAUUUGAAUCAACCUUUCGAGUGUGAGACUGAUGUGCUAACUUUCCACGUGAGCAACUUAACAAAGCACUGAUUGCUCCCUCGUCCUUUCUGCAGCCGUGAAAUGGAUGUCUUUUGGCAAGGUCCCACUUCAAAUGUCUCCAGCAGGCUCAGCAAUGCUAGCACAUUCCCCGACUUCACCGUGGGUAACACCACCACCGCCAGCACCAGUCUCGACAUUGAAACCACCCUCUUGUACAUCCUCGGCCCUAAACGCUCUCCCUUCUUCCUACCGGUGGCCGCUGUCUACCUGCUCAUCUUCCUGGUGGGCUUGAGUGGUAACCUUUUGACAUGCGCCGUGGUAGCCAAGCACAAGAAGAUGCGCAAUCCCACCAACCUGUACCUAGUCAGCUUGGCUGUGUCCGAUCUUCUCAUGCUGACCUUCGGGAUGCCCAUGGAGAUCUACGACCUGUGGCAGAACUACCCGUUCCCCUUCGGUGCCGUCGGGUGCUACUUCAAGACGUUCAUCUUUGAGACUGUCUGUUUCGCAUCCAUCCUUAAUGUCACAGCGUUGAGUGUGGAGCGAUACAUUGCUGUGGUGCACCCUCUCAAGACGCGCUACCUAACCACCAAGCGGCACGCCAAGCGGGUCAUUGGUGCCGUGUGGGCGGCGUCCAUGGUGUGCGCUGUACCCAACACAUCCCUACACGGUAUCUACUACCUCCUGGGCCACAUGAGGGAGUCGGCCAUUUGCACUGUGCUCAAGCCGCUGUGGAUUUACCACACACUCAUGCAGAUCACCACCAUCUGCUUCUUCUUCAUCCCCAUGAUGGUGAUUAGCGUGCUCUACCUGAUCAUGGGCCUGCACCUGGGCAGGGAAAGAACACAGAGGCGGGGCUACUUCGGCAAGAAAUGGGGCAGCGACUCUCGUGUGAGCAUCCACGAUGAGGGCGGUCGCCGGACGCAAGUCAUCAAGAUGCUCUCCAUCGUGGUGGCAGUGUUUGGCGUGUGCUGGGCGCCCUUCCACAUGGAGCGUUUGCUGUGGAGCUCCGUGCGCCAGUGGACUGACCUAAUGCACAACAUCUACCAGUACGUCCACAUCCUAUCAGGGGUCCUCUUUUACCUCAGCUCUGCCGUCAAUCCGGUCAUCUACAGCCUGAUCUCCACACGCUUCCGCGAAUGCUUCCGCGAACUCGUGUGCUCACGGACCGACGAACUCGACUCUCCACCGCCCCCGAAGAGUUCGCUGGUCAUCUCCGCCUCCAGGGUCCAGAGCGGAGGUCAGGACUCGUUGAUCCGCUUACUGUCUCCGCCAACGACACAGGGACUGGACUGUGUGUUAUUCUCAAGUGCUUGCCAAGAGAUGGCUUACGAGACUUCGGUGUUCUGAGAUAACACUAGAUUUACAAAGUAAUACAACAUUAUCAUGUGGGACUAACAUAGAUCCUUACAACCAUUUGAUUUCAUGCAACCUGGACUGGUUGGCUUUCAAUCAUAGGAUUGACACAAAGAGACAGCAUGGAAGACAAUUUAAGGUGUACUCACACUACGAGGCAAUUUCAACCGUGCCAGACGUUUUGCUGUGCAAUUGCUUCAGAUAACCGUUGCAUCACUGUAACUAUUGUAACUCUGAUUUUUCUGUGGUUCUGUUUAUUUCCAUUGUGAGUGGUGGUCGUUAUCAUGAAGGACUGGUGAGAGGCGUCAUCGCAUUAAUUAUAUACGUACAUGUGCCCAUGUUGUGGAGUUUUUCUUUGGACUAUCGAUAUUGAUUUGUUUGUUUCUGUAGUACAAAGUGGCAGUGAUGACCAUCUAGCAAGAGGAGUGAUUGCUUUAAUUACAAUAUGUGACAUGUCCAUGCUGUGGAUUAGUAGUAUUGUUAUUUUUUACCAUAGAUUAUUAAUCACUAUGAUUAUUUCUAUUGUUCAAGAUGGGGAAGAACUGUCAACAAAAGUCAUUGCAUUUUUUAGAUGACAUGUACCUGUAUGUGCCAAUGCCGUGGACCUUUCUUUCAUGUCACUGUGGAGAAAAUUUUCAAUUACCGGUACUGUUCAUUUCUACUGUGCAAAACACUGGUUGUAACCAACUGUCAAAAGCAGCAAUCAAAUUAAUUAGAACAUGUAAA
Hippocampus comes (tiger tail seahorse) is the source of this 2263-nucleotide messenger RNA. It is a transcript of the gene nmur3, whose product is annotated as neuromedin U receptor 3. Gene Ontology annotation, biological process: neuropeptide signaling pathway. Gene Ontology annotation, cellular component: plasma membrane. The record is from RefSeq and is a predicted model, not a curated record. NCBI's taxonomy places the organism in Eukaryota, Metazoa, Chordata, Actinopteri, Syngnathiformes, Syngnathidae. The coding region runs from base 266 to 1531 and encodes 421 amino acids. The transcript is spliced from 3 exons. Gene Ontology annotation, molecular function: neuromedin U receptor activity.